AUGAAUGUGGCCAUGGUCAACGGGAGGCUUCAGCAGUGCUUAUGCGCCCACAAUUCCACGUUGUCUCCUCUGUCGAGCUGUGAGCCUCCGCGUGGCCCGGCCCCAGGUCUGCGCUGGCCCCGCCCGGGCUCCCGAUCGCGAUCCUUCGCGUCCACCGCGUCCUUCCCGCCGCCAGCUGAGCCCAGAGCCGCGCGGGGGCGGGGCCCGCGGGAGGGCGGGGCCAUCGGAGAAGGCGUGGCGCCGGGCGGAGGGCGGGGCCUGCGGGAGGGCGGGGCCAUCGGAGAAGGCGUGGCGCCGGGCCGGAGGGCGGUGUCUGCGGAGAGGGCCGGCGCCGGGGCCCGCGGGCGGGGCCUGAGGAGAAGGCGCGGCCAGCAGAGGGGCGGCUUCCGGGCCGGUGGGCGGGGCCUCGCGGCGUGCCGCCGUCUUCGCGCAUGCGCGGAGUCCGUCGUGCAAAUGGCCGCGUACGAGGAGCCGCUGAGGAGACGGAAGGUCGGGAGCGCAGACCCGGCGCCCGGGUCGCCGCCGCCCGCGCCGAGUCGCGAGCCCGCAGGCCGCCCGGACCGCCUGCAAGCGGGCACCUUCUGGCUGACGCGGGUCGUGCUCCUGCGGGCGCUGGCUUUCGUUUACUGUGUGGCCUUCUUGGUGGCUUUCCAGCAGAACAAGGCCCUGAUUGGUGAUCGGGGCCUGCUUCCCUGCAGGCUGUACCUGAGGAGUGUCCAACAGUACUUCCAGGGCCAGGCCAGCUGGGACGCCUGGAGCUAUGCUCCAACCCUCUUCUGGCUGUUAGACUGGUCGGAUAUGAACUUCAACUUGGACCUUUUUGCGCUGCUGGGGUUGGGCAUCUCAGCCUUCAUCCUGGUGACCGGCUGUGCCAACAUGAUCCUCAUGGCUGUCCUCUGGGUCCUCUACCUGUCCCUGGUCAACGUGGGACAGGUCUGGUAUUCUUUUGGAUGGGAGUCUCAGCUGCUGGAGACCGGGUUCCUGGGGAUCUUUCUGUGCCCCCUCUGGACCCUGUCCCGACUGCCCAAGUCCACCCCGCCAUCCCGCAUCGUGCUCUGGGGCUUCCGGUGGCUGAUUUUCAGGAUCAUGCUGGGAGCGGGCCUCAUCAAGGUGCGGGGAGAUCGGUGUUGGUGGGACCUCACCUGCAUGGACUUCCACUAUGAGACGCAGCCCGUGCCCAACCCGCUGGCCUACUACCUGCACCGGUCGCCCUGGUGGCUCCACCGCGUCGAGACGCUCGGCAACCACGUCGUGGAGCUGCUGGUGCCGUUCCUGGUGUUCCUCGGGCGCCGGCCGUGCCUCCUGCACGGGGCCCUGCAGAUCCUGUUCCAGGUGGUCCUCAUCCUCAGUGGGAACCUGAGCUUCCUGAACUGGCUGACCAUGGUGCCCAGCCUCGCCUGCUUCGAUGACAUGGCGCUGGGCUCCCUGUUUCCCUCCGGGCCACAGGGCCUCAAAGACCGUGUCCUGAGGAUGCAGCGGGAGGGGGCUCGUGGGGCCCGGCCACGGCCGACUCACGGCUCCAGGGUGCGGCAGCUGGUCAACUUGGUGCUGGGCGCCCUGGUGGCCUGGCUCAGCGUGCCCGUGGUGCUCAACCUGCUGAGCGCCAGGCAGGUCAUGAACACCUCCUUCAGUCCACUCAGGAUUGUCAACACCUACGGGGCCUUCGGAAGCAUCACCAAGGAGCGGACGGAGGUGAUCCUGCAGGGCACGGCCAGCCCCAACGCCAGCGCGCCGGAUGCCGUGUGGGAGGACUAUGAGUUCAGAUGCAAGCCGGGCGACCCCUGGAGGCGGCCUUGCCUCAUCUCCCCCUACCACUACCGCCUGGACUGGCUCAUGUGGUUCGCCGCCUUCCAGACCUACGAGCACAACGAGUGGAUCCUCCACCUGGCCGGCAAGCUCCUGGCCAAUGAUGCUGAGGCCCUGUCCCUGCUGGCCCUCAACCCCUUCGAGGGCCGGGCCCCUCCCAGGUGGGUCCGAGGAGAGCACUACCGGUACCAGUUCAGCCGCCCGGGAGGCAGGCACGCCACCCAGGGCAAGUGGUGGCUGCGCAGGCGCAUUGGUCCCUACUUCCCUCCUCUCCGCCUUGAGGACCUGAGGGACUACUUCGAGGCACGGGAGUGGCCGCUGCCACAGCCCAUCUAGGCACACCCUGGAAUAAAGGCCAGAGACCACACCACACCACAUGGAGUCCCCGUGUCCCUCAGCCCACGCCUGGAUAGCCAGCCGGCAGCACAGCGCAAUGCAGAGGAUGACCCCACGGCCACCGUCCCAUCCCUGCAGGAGUGGGGACAGUGGCCUCGUCCCAGGGGAGCAGUGCCAAAGGCACUGUCUAGUCCUGGGUGGGUGGCAGGGCCUGGGGAGCCCACACCCACUCUCCGCUCCCCUCGCCCGGCUGACAGGGCGGCCAACAGCCAUCACCCUCCAUCAUGUGCCCAAGGCCGGGCCACACCACGCAGGGGCUCUCAGCAGAGGCACAGUGCAGGUCUGUGUGGACCCCGGGCCCCUGGGAGCCAGCCCAGGUGCAGACAGAGAGCUGGUGUUCCGGCUGGGAACAGGGCGCCUGUGUCUGCAGAGCACAGCCGGGCUCGGUGAGGGCACACAGUAUGGGAGGCACGGGCAGGCCUGGGCCCCCUUCCCGGGCCUGCCUGGCAGGCAGCAGGGGAGAUGAGGAAGGGGGACUGGGCGGGGGUGGCAGCUGGUAUAGCCCAGAAGAGGUGACAGACACCAAGUGGCCCCUGCACGCCCCGUGCAGACAUACGAACCCGCGGGCCUGGCAGGCCGGAGGGUCUGGAGCAAUGUGUCCUCUGUGGACAAGGCCACAGAAAGGCCCUGUCACCAUUCAGACACCCUGUACCCUGCGUCCUGUGGGCAGCUUACCCACACCCCACUUCGCAUGUGUGUGCCAAAACCAGGGCUUGAACUUGGGAACUUGAGCACAUCUGCAGACGUGCAUCUGCUCAAUUGGAGUCCCAAGGCCAUUUUGCCAGCCUGUCUCAACUGCAGACCUUGGAUCUAUGAUUACAGGCGUGGGCACUGGCA
Dipodomys spectabilis (banner-tailed kangaroo rat) is the source of this 3039-nucleotide messenger RNA. It is a transcript of the gene Lmf1, whose product is annotated as lipase maturation factor 1. NCBI's taxonomy places the organism in Eukaryota, Metazoa, Chordata, Mammalia, Rodentia, Heteromyidae. The transcript is spliced from 12 exons. The coding region runs from base 1 to 2142 and encodes 713 amino acids. Gene Ontology annotation, cellular component: endoplasmic reticulum membrane. The record is from RefSeq and is a predicted model, not a curated record. Gene Ontology annotation, biological process: protein maturation.